AUGCAAGAAAAGAAAAGAAGAGCGGAUUCUCUUUGCGGACAAGUAGACAGCCAACUGAACAUUUACUACCUAAGAUCAUUGUGCCACAACCAAGAUUCGUUAUACGUUCUCAAUCUAGAGCACCGGUUUAGUUGGAUUAUAUCCACGGAGGGAGUAUUUAAAUUUAAUCAAGAAAUACUUUUAAACACCAAUUUAGAAGCAAGUACAGACUGCAAGGAUGGUGAAGGCGCCGUAACCUUCUUGUCCAACCAGCUCGGUAACAUACCGGAAAUCAAAGCAAAUAGCUAUUAUAGCAAAACUUGUUCCAACAAGAAUACUACAAAACGUUGCUACCCAAAUGAUGAUUCAAAUAUUAGCGUUUUUAAAAUUGUUUGCCCCACAAAUAUUUGUAUUUGUGGUAAUGUUGAUAAACAAUGCUACUUUGCAAAAACUGUUAAUCCUGGAUCUUUAGACUAUAUGUUCUAUUCUCAUAGUGGCAGCAUGUUUGUUAAUCCAAAUGUUGGUUCAGUUUCACUAUCGUCACCUGAUAACCAUCAUUUUGAUCCAAAGACUAGUGCCCCAAAAUUCAUGGAAUUAACUCCAGGCACAAAAUCAUAUCUUAAUGGGAAAGAGCUUUCUGGUAAAAAGUUUUUAAAUAUGCUAGUCGACUCUCGAAUUAAAAGUUUUUUUUUAUUUGAGCUUGGUCUACCGUAUAACAUGUAUUAA
Messenger RNA from Meloidogyne enterolobii, 705 nucleotides. Lineage: Eukaryota; Metazoa; Nematoda; Chromadorea; Rhabditida; Meloidogynidae. The record is from the annotation of a GenBank genome assembly.